UGAAGCUGCCGUCUUCACUCUCAAAGUCAUCAGUUUCAGGAAGCCUUUGAAACUCCGGGGACACCCCAUAAACACUCCGGCUCUGCUCUAUCCACUUCAACCCCCUACUUCCUACUCCUUCGCCUCCUGUUCCGUCUCAUAGAACAGAGAAGAAACAUUAAGCUAAACUGUUUUCUAUAUAUGAGCUUCUAGGACCUAUGGGGUUCGCUUCCACCCUCUCUCUAUACUCUCAUCCACAGGGACCCUUGCAUAUCCAGAGGCGGCAAUGCUUGGGAAUUUGUGGGCAAUUUGUGCGUCUUCCAAGUCUUCAUUCAGGAAGAAAGCGUUGCGGUUUCAGAAUUUUGGUGGUUAGGGCUGCUUCUGGCGUACAUGGUGCUCAGAGUCGGUCUGCUGGCGCUCGGAGAGUUUACCGGCAGUCUCAGGCUGAAGGACCUUUGUCCAGUGGCCCCGUGAAGCAGAUUGCCUCUGUUGUUGUGCCCGCUGGAGUUUUCGUUGCCGUCACUUUCGUUGUAUGGAAAUUAGUAGAAAAGCUUCUUGUUCCGAAGCAAUCAAAGCCUUUAUCUGUUGAAAAACAAUCUUCAUCACAAGGAAUGAAAUGGUCUAUUGCACCUGGGACAAAUUUGUUGUCUAAACUUGGGGCAAAGAUUGAGAUAGAAUCCAAGCAGAAGCUCAAUGAGUUUGCUCGAGAACUUAAGUCAUUUCCAAGCAUUGAUAUGUCAGGACGCAACUUUGGGGAUGAAGGAUUAUUCUUUCUUGCUGAGAGUUUGGCAUUUAAUCAGGUUGUGGAGGAGGUUAGUUUUGCUGCAAAUGGCAUAACUGCGGCUGGAUUGAAGGCUUUUGAUGGUGUUCUUCAAUCGAAUUUCACAUUGAAGACUCUUGAUCUUUCUGGAAAUCCUGUUGGAGAUGAGGGAGCUAAGUGCUUGUGUGACAUAUUGGCGGACAACUCCAGUAUUGAAAAGCUUCUGCUGAACAGUACUGACUUAGGUGAUGAGGGUGCAAGAGCUCUUGGAGAAAUGUUGAAAAAUUCAACUUUACGGGUUCUUGAACUUAACAACAAUAUGAUUGAAUAUUCUGGAUUCACAAGUAUAGCUGGAGCACUUCUUGAGAAUAACAGCAUAAGGAACAUACAUCUCAAUGGGAAUUAUGGUGGUGCGUUGGGGGCUAAUGCAUUGGCUAAGGCACUUGAGAGCAACAAGUCUUUGAGGGAACUUCAUUUGCAUGGAAAUUCUAUUGGGGAUGAAGGAAUCCGUGCCUUGAUGUCAGGGUUGUCUUCACAUAAAGGGAAACUUAUGGUUCUAGACAUUGGCAACAACUCAUUAAGUGCUAAAGGCGCAUUCCAUGUUGGUGAAUAUAUUAGAAAGAGCAAGAGCCUUUUAUGGUUGAAUCUUUACAUGAAUGACAUUGGUGAUGAGGGCGCUGAAAAAAUUGCGGAUGCUCUAAAGGAAAAUCGGUCCAUAACAACAUUAGACCUGGGAGGAAAUAACAUUCAUGCUGCAGGAGUCAAUGCUGUUGCUCAAGUUUUGAAAGAUAAUUCUGUCAUUACCACUUUAGAACUCAGUUAUAAUCCCAUUGGCCCAGAUGGAGCCCAGGCCUUGGCUGAAGUCCUAAAAUUUCAUGGGAGCAUAAAAACCCUUAAGCUUGGUUGGUGCCAGAUAGGAGCAAAGGGGGCGGAGUUUGUUGCGGAUGCGUUGAAAUAUAAUACUACAAUAUCAGUUCUGGACUUGCGGGCAAAUGGACUGAGAGAUGAGGGUGCUGCCUGUUUGGCUCGCAGCUUGAAAGUGGUUAAUGAAGCUUUGACCUCAAUAGAUUUAGGAUUCAACGAAAUUAGGGAUGAUGGAGCUUUUGCAAUUGCCCAGGCACUGAAGGCUAAUGAUGAUAUAGCCAUCACAUCCCUAAACAUUGCUAGUAACUUCCUGACAAAUUUGGGCAGAGUGCGCUAGCUGAUGCAAGAGACCAUGUUUAUGAGAUGACUGAAAAGGAAAUCAACAUUUUUCUAUAGCAUUUAUAGUUUUCAAUUUAUAUAGAUAUUUUGUGUUUCAGUUUAAGAAAGUGUUGUUGGUAUACAAGUGCAAGAAUUUUGUUUGGGGGCUUCUAGCAAGGACUCUUGUCCAUCAAUUUUGAGUUCUGACCAUUGAUUGAGGGGAAAAUAUUUGAAUUAGUGUUUCGAGAGAGUACUUUUUGAAGAUUAGAUUUUGGGUAGAAUUUAAAGCUUGGAAGCUAGAACUAUAUAUUUUGCAUAUCUCAUUGAAGAUGUUGAUAGUUGACCCAAAGAAUCUUGCUAUAAAGUACUUAUUUUCUUCUUGAA
Messenger RNA from Prosopis cineraria, 2305 nucleotides. RefSeq lists its product as uncharacterized. NCBI's taxonomy places the organism in Eukaryota, Viridiplantae, Streptophyta, Magnoliopsida, Fabales, Fabaceae. The record is from RefSeq and is a predicted model, not a curated record. Gene Ontology annotation, molecular function: protein binding.